Molecule: messenger RNA, 1566 nt
Organism: Diaporthe citri
Lineage: Eukaryota; Fungi; Ascomycota; Sordariomycetes; Diaporthales; Diaporthaceae
Exons: 2
Coding region: 1-1566 (521 amino acids)
Biological process (GO): nucleotide-excision repair; DNA-templated transcription; regulation of transcription by RNA polymerase II
Cellular component (GO): transcription factor TFIIH holo complex; transcription factor TFIIH core complex
Molecular function (GO): zinc ion binding
Source: RefSeq, a predicted model, not a curated record
AUGGCCGACGAUAGCGACGGCGAAUACAUCGAGGGCCUCUCUGAUGAUGACUUUGCCGAUCACCAAGUAACGAGCGGCCAAGGCCACACCCACGGCGCUGGUCCCAGCGACGCCAGAUCCCAACGGGGCGCUGCCGCCGCCUCCCGUAGCGGCCGCGGCCAACGACAACGUGGGCACAAGAGCAAGCACGGGAAGCGCGCGGCUUGGGAGGAAGGGAAGUUCACAUGGGACGUCCCAGAGGAUGAUGAGGGCAACGUCUCCCUCACUGCCCUUCUCGAGGCCGAGAAGCGACGCCGCCUGCUGCGCGACACGACCCCCUUCCAGCGCGGCAUCAUACGGCACAUGGUCUUGGUCCUGGAUAUGUCCUUUGCCAUGCUCGAGAAGGAUCUGCUCCCGAAUCGGUACAUACUCAUGAUGCACUACGCCGUGGACUUCGUGAGGGAGUACUUCGAGCAGAACCCCAUCUCGCAGCUGGGCAUCAUUGCCAUGCGCGACGGUGUCGCCGUGCACAUUAGCGAGAUGAGCGGCAACCCGGCAGACCACAUCGACUGGCUGAGGCACUGGGAGAAAAAGUUCGAGCCUAGAGGCAACCCGAGCUUGCAGAAUGCCCUGGAGAUGUGUCGGGGCGAUCUUUUUCACGCGCCCUCCCACGGAACUCGCGAAGUCCUCAUCGUCUACGGCGCUCUUCUCUCCAGUGACCCUGGUGACAUACACGACACCAUCGAAAGCCUGAUAGCAGACCAGAUACGGGUGUCCGUCGUCGGCCUCGCUGCGCAGGUAGCCGUCUGCGCCGAUCUGUGCUCAAAGACCAACGGAGGCGAUGCCAGUUGUUACUCAGUCGCGAUGCACGAGCAGCACUUUCGUGAAUUAUUCCUGGCCAGUACCACCCCACCGGUGACCCGACAGACGGAGAAGAGCAAUGCCAGCUUGCUGAUGAUGGGGUUCCCUUCACGCACGAAAGCCGAAUACUAUAAAGGAUCUGCCGACGCAGCCAAAACAAGUGGAGGCCCGAAGGAUGGCGUGGACGGCGCUGGGCGUACCCCCAGCGAGAAGAAAGACGCGAUUAGCUUAUGCGCCUGUCACAACAAGCCCUGCCGAGAUGGGUACCUCUGCACGCGAUGUUCAACGAAAGUGUGCCGUCUGCCAGCGGAGUGUCCCGCGUGCGGCCUAACGCUGAUUCUCUCGACCCAUCUGGCACGAUCCUACCACCAUCUCUUCCCCCUGCGGAACUGGGUCGAAGUCCCGUGGAGCGAAGCCGACAAGUCCGUCGCGUGUUAUGCCUGCUUGACGCAUUUCCCCGAGGCACCGAAAUCGAGAGGCAAGGGCAGGGAGCUUCCAGAGAAGACUGCAGGCGACAAGGUCAAGGGCAUCAGCGAGAGCGGCCGAUACGCUUGUGAGGUGUGCGGCAACCACUUCUGCAUCGACUGCGACGUAUUUGCGCACGAGAUUGUCCACAACUGCCCUGGGUGCCAGAGCGACACCCGAGCAGCAGCUCAGAUGGAGGCAGAAAUGGAUGCAGCCGAGAAUGGCGUCACGCAUGCCAACGGAAACAUGAUCUUGGAUUAG